This is a messenger RNA of Aspergillus alliaceus, 3070 nucleotides long. RefSeq lists its product as uncharacterized. Gene Ontology annotation, molecular function: DNA-binding transcription factor activity, RNA polymerase II-specific; DNA binding; zinc ion binding. Gene Ontology annotation, biological process: DNA-templated transcription; regulation of DNA-templated transcription. The record is from RefSeq and is a predicted model, not a curated record. Lineage: Eukaryota; Fungi; Ascomycota; Eurotiomycetes; Eurotiales; Aspergillaceae. The coding region runs from base 203 to 2422 and encodes 739 amino acids. The transcript has 4 exons.
GAAUUACCAAGCUUCAAACAAUAUGGGCCUUCAGGCAAUGAGGAGUUAUCAUUCCCUGAGUCACCCUCCUCUGCUUUGACUUCGUUAUCGUGACCGUAGAUAAAAGCUAACAAGAAAAAAAAAGAAAGGAAAGGAAAAGAAAGAGAAAGACACAGAAAGUCAACUUCUAGCGGUGGCUUUUAACAAUGAAUGAUCCUGGACCAUGAAACGCAGUCGCCUUGAUUUUGAAGCUAAUGGCGAUGCAUCAUCCGCCCCCCCUCCACGGGGUGUUCUGCUCCAUCCUGCGCCGGAGGCAGACUCUCGACAGGGAUCGGUACACAUACCGAAGAUAUCACGACGAAUACGUGCAUGUACCGAAUGCAAAAGGCAUAAAGUUCGAUGUGAUAUGAAGGCAGGAGAGUCGGUCUGCUUCAGAUGUUGCCGCAUGGGUCUAGAUUGUGUCGUUAAUAAGAGUCUCCAGACACUGCUAGACGAUGAAGCCGAAUGGAAGACAACGAUAGAGCAUGCAAUGACUGAUUUACUCAGAAAGGCGCAAUUGCCGGAGCUCUCAUACUACCAGGCGGUCGGCAAGUCAGCGGAAACAUCACACAAGAGAAGCGAUCGGCGAGGGUCCACGGUAUCUACGGAGGAUAUUGUACAUGUCUCAAGGGGCGACGUUAGAAGAACAGAUGCAGUCGAGACAGAUGCUAUAUCGCCAACAGGAGAAUCCCACCCAGGCUCCCACGCCGCCCAGCAGCGAUCGCAAACUGCUAUCGAUAGGGAAGAGAAACUAUUGGUCACUGCUCCGAUGGGCAGCUUGUAUGAGGUUACCCAGUUGAGCGAUAUUCACGAAAGUACCCCUAAGCGGCAUCAUAUCUCGGACCGUGACACCGACCUUAUUUCGAGAGGGGUUGUGGACUUACAAGAAGCGGAGGAAUUGUUCUACUUCUUUGAUCAAGUACUCAAUCGCUAUCUCUGGGAUGGUAUAGCUCUUGUGCACAAGGACCUUACAUCUGUCCGAACCUCUUCUUCCAUGUUGUCUGCUGUCAUCCUCACAGUUACAGCCUUACAUAUGCCUAACAAAGAAAGUCUUUUUGAUACCUGCUACACCGAAUUCGCGAAAUUGGCAUCGGAGUCAAUGCUUGAUAGACACCACACUCUGGAUGACUUACGCGCAUUAUGUAUAGGCGCAUUUUGGCUUGCAGAUGUCAGUUGGAAGCUCUCAGGGUACGCAGUUCGUAUUGCAACCGAGCGCAAUCUACAUCAGUCAUACAGGAAGGCUACCCAAGGUUCACCUGAGCACCAAGAACAAGCGAGACUAUGGUACCUCCUCUAUACUCUGGAGCACCACUUUUCCAUCGCUUAUGGCCGACCACCCAUAAUCCAUGAAGAUAAGAGUAUCACCAAUCAUAACACAUUUAUAAUGUCUCCCACAGUGACACAAUCCGACCUACGGUUGCACAGUCAGGUGGACUUGUUUAUUACUCUUACUCGUAUAUACCACGCUUUCGGUCCCGACGUCGACUUGGAAGUUCCUGAAAGCGAAUUUGCUACAAUUGACAAAUUUGACACCGAUAUUGAAGAAUGGCAAUCUGCGUGGUUACCCCGUUUAGCCGGAAGCCGUUAUGUUGGUGCGUAUCCUUAUAAAGCCGUCUACCUACACUAUCAUUUUUCCCGCUUACAGCUGAAUUCCGUUGCAUUGCGGACGUAUCAUUGUUCACUAUCAGCGCGCCCCUUAUCUAACGAGCGAAAGAAGCGUGCAAACCUGGCCAUUGAGUCUGCCAUUGGCACGCUAUUGGUCGUUUUGGACGAACCUGACAUCCAGAGGGCUUUGGUGGGUGUUCCGCUGUAUCUGCAUAGCAUGAUCACUUUUGCUGCUGUAUUCCUGUUGAAGAUUGCAGCAAGAAGCUGUUCCAGCUGCAUUCCUAGUAAACCGGGAAAGCAGAAUUCUAUUGCAUCAGCGGGUUUGUCCAUUGAUAUUGCAUACGUGCGGGCUUUGGUCGGACGGAUUAUCGAGUUGAUGGUUUCAUGUAGUAAGCGAGCUAGUGAGCGCCAUCUCAGUCACCAUAUAGCCCGUGGCCUGAGAAAAAUGCUCACAGGGCUUGAGGAGUGGGAGAAAAGGAAUUCGCACAACGGCCAGACCACAGGACAGAGAUUUCAUGGCUCAUCUUCAAGCUUAAUAUUCAAGCCGAUAAUUAUUCCAGGGGCCCAGCCGCUGGGCGAGCGGGAUAAUAUAUUGGGCCACCCGCCUCCGCUAUUAGGCAUAGCUCCCCUGUCUGCUGAGAGAGGUAGUGGGGUUGACCCUGCUGUGGCACAAUCCAACCAACAGCCAGGUCUCUCACAGGGGUCCGUGGAUCCUAUGAUGGCUGACCUGUGGGGCUUCGACGAGGACUAUUUCCCUACAGGGGUUUUUGAUUUUCUUCAAUCCCAAAUGCCGGCCUAAUGCAGCCCGUCAGCUUCGCAGGAUACUGCUGUGUGAUCUAUAGGCAUAUCUGUCGAGUUCUUGAAGGCGACAUGCUGCAGAAUGGCCGGGCCUUUACCAACUCUCGCACCCUGGGCGCUUAGCUUUACUUAUUGGGGGAGAUGAUGUUAUACUAAUUAUUAACUGGGAACGCUGGAGCGUUCAUACAAAGUAGAAGCACUAGUUACGGAUAAUGCUUCACGGUUUUUCAGGCCGAUGAGCCAACUGGGUAGAUAUCCUGAUGUAUUGUACAUAAGAGUCGAGGAGUGAGCAAUUUGACUUGAUGUCAGGCCGUCGUGUAUAGCAUAACGUGGAUGGCAAGGUGCCCACGAGCCAAGCAACAGAGCACUAUAGUACUCAGUAAGGUAUAGCGUGAAGAUGGCGAAGUUCUCUUUUCUUCAUUGGAAAACACCGCCGGCGAAAACAGAAUAUGAGCCGAAGCCGAUACCAUAGUACUACAAAGUAUGUACGAGGCGGCUAUUGCCCUGGGUUUGCGGAAAGUGGAUGCGGAAGUAUACAAACCAUGGAGACCGACAGCCGGGGCGAUUGCCGAGGUCAAGCCUUCCCUUUGGAGUUCCGGCGAAUCAAACAGCUUCCCCGCAACAUCUAGUUAGUAUUUCUGUUCACAUC